GCAAGGCCCCAUGGCCUCAGGGACGGAGCGGGGCACAGAGGUGGCUGGCGGCCCCGCCGCCUGCUACCGGGAGCUGAGCCAGUUCCCUGCCAUCACCUCUGCCGCCCUUGGGGCCGCCGCAGGGGGACAGACCUUCCUGCUCUACACCGGUGAGUCAUGGGCUCGGCUGUCCUGGUGCUCUUGGCCCCCGGGACUGGCGGGGGUGGGUGCUGACAGCCCCCCUCUGCAGAGUGCAGCCGCCCAGACCUGCCCCGCCGCCGGCUCCUGCGUUUCAGCCGCCACUACAGCCUGCAGCACGUGGGUGGCCGUGGCCUUGCCAUCAGCCGGGCGGCACUCAGCGCCGAGAUCCACAACCAGUAUGGCACAGACGGGAUGGGGCGGCAUGGCCGGUGCCCACGGCAAGGCUGGUGCCCAUGGCACGCUGCCCACUGCAGCCUCCCUCCCUCCUACCCUCAGGCUCCUCAGCCAGCACUCGCCGACGGGGCAGCACCGUGCCGUGCUCAGCCGCUGCCCGCAGCAGGGCCACGAGCUGCUGGAGGUGUGGGGCAGCAGCGGGCGCAGCCACAGUGUGGACCUCACAGCACUGGGGAAGCACGGGGAGGUCUACACAGAGGGGCCCUUCGCCUGUCUGGCCUGGUCCCACUCGGAGACCAGGCUACUCUAUGUGGCUGAGAAGAGCCGGCCCAAACGGUGCCCCCCCCGCCCAUGGGAUGUGCCAGGAGCAGCCAGGCCAGAGGAGGAGGAGGAAGAGGAUGAGGAGAGUGAGCAGUUCGUGUACCAUGAAGACUGGGGGGAGGCACUGAGCACCCGCAGCGUGCCCGUCCUCUGCGUCCUGGACCUGGAGGGCAGCAGCCUCUCGGUGCUGGAGGGCAUCCCGGAGCACCUCUCCCCUGGCCAGGCCCUGUGGUCCCCAGAUGACCGCGGCGUGGUGUUUGUGGGCUGGUGGCAUGAGCCCUUCCGCCUGGGGCUGAGCGCCUGCUCCAACAGGAGGUCAGGGAUUUUCCAUUUGGACCUGGCCAGCAGGCGCUGUGAGCUGCUGUCAGCCGAGCGCAGUGCCACCUGCUCUCCCCGGCUGAGCCCUGAUGGCCAGCGCCUGCUCUACCUGGAGGGGGACCUGGGGGGACCCCACCGGCAGUGCCUGCGCCUGCGCAUGCUCACCUGGCAGACAAGGCAGACAGUCACGGUGCUUGACGUGGUGCAGGAGCCCACGGAAGCCUUUGCUGGGCUCUACACGGAGGUGCUGCCGCCACGGUGCUGGGCAGCCGACAGCCGGCGAGCUGUGCUGGGCACCCCGCAGCGGAGCCGCACAGACCUGCUGCUUGUGGACACGGAGGCAGCCACUGUCACCAACCUGACAGCAGGGUCGUCCGAAGGGUGCUGGGAGCUGCUCACCCUCCAGUGGGACCUGCUGGUGGCCACCUGCUCGGCCCCACACCACCCUCCCAGCCUGGUGGUCACUGUGCUGCCGCCUGCGGGCCAGGAGCUGCCCCUCUUCUGGGUGCCGGUGGAGGACACCCCAACAGUGCCUGGCAUCACCUGGAAGACCCUGACAGUCCGGCCACCCUGCAGCGGGCAAAGCCCCGCUGCACACGACACCCAGGUUUUCGAGGCCCUGCUGCUGAGCCCACCAGACAGCAUGGCACCACACCCCCUCGUGGUGUGUCCCCAUGGUGGCCCCUGUGCCGUCUUUGAUGCCCGCUGGCGUCCGAGCAUGGCUGCACUGUGUCGGCUGGGCUUUGCCGUGCUCCUUGUGAACUACCGUGGCUCCCUGGGCUUUGGCCAGGCCAGCAUCAACUCCCUGCUCUCCCAUGUGGGUGAGCAGGAUGUGGCGGACACCCAGCUGGCGGUGGAGCAGGCGCUGUGCAGCGAGCCCCUGGACCCACACCAGCUGGCCCUUCUGGCUGGCUCCCAUGGAGCCUUCAUCGCCCUCCACCUCCUCACCAGCCAACCCAAGCGCUACCAAGCCUGUGCCCUGCGCAGCCCCGUCUCCAACCUGCCUGCACUGCUGGGCACCUCCGACAUCCCUGACUGGCGCUACGCCUCCCUGGGGCUGCCCUACUCCUUCGAGCGGGUGCCCCACGCUGAGGACAUGGCCACCAUGCUGAUGCGCUCGCCCAUCGCCCACGCGGGCCGGGUGCAAACACCAGUGCUGCUGUGUGUGGGUGCCCGGGAUCGGCGUGUCAGCCCUAUGCAGGCACUGGAGCUGUACCGAGUGCUGAGGGCCAGGGGGGGUGCCGGUGCGGCUGCUGUGGUACCCAGAGGGCGGCCACGUGCUGGCCGGCAUAGAGACAGAGGCCGAUAUCUUUGGGAACUGCGCCCACUGGCUCCUCCGGCACCUGGGGCAGCCCUGGCAGGGCAAGACGGGACAGCACAGCCCCUAGCACCUGUGGCAGCCCUGCUGCUAUGCCAGCCCCAGGGUGACUGCUGGCCCUGGGGACCUCACCAGGACCAGAGGAGGAUGAAGCAAGCGUAGCUGGGGGCAGGACGGGACAUGGUUUGGGGUUCAGUACUAAAUAAAUGUGUGAGACCCUG
Falco peregrinus (peregrine falcon) is the source of this 2532-nucleotide messenger RNA. Its product is annotated as acylamino-acid-releasing enzyme. Gene Ontology annotation, molecular function: serine-type endopeptidase activity. The record is from RefSeq and is a predicted model, not a curated record. Gene Ontology annotation, biological process: proteolysis. The transcript has 20 exons. The coding region runs from base 11 to 2473 and encodes 820 amino acids. NCBI's taxonomy places the organism in Eukaryota, Metazoa, Chordata, Aves, Falconiformes, Falconidae.